UUUCAUACACAGUGUUCCCAAUUUAAUAUUUUUUUAUAAGAAAAAAAAUUAUCAUCAUUAUUAUUAGUAGUAUUAUUAUUCUUGAGGCUUGUUGCUGCUCCGGAUCUGGUUGUGUAUUAGAGCUUUAGUUGAUUACACACACACACACACACACAGGGGGCUGGCUAAAGGAGCUAGCUAGCUAAAGUUAAGCUUUAUUCAUAAACUAAUCCCAGCGAUAAACAACCUCGAGACGAGUCGGAACAAGACCAGUCUCAGGGCUCACCAUACUCAAUGAGCGUGCAGCGCAAUGUCAGAGCGCUCUGGGCAACAAGCAAAGGGGAAGGAUGGCAAAACCAAGUAUGCGUCUCUCAACCUGUUUGAUACCUACAAAGGAAAGAGCCUUGAAGUACAGAAGCCUGUUGUUGCCCCUCGUCAUGGCUUGCAGUCUCUCGGUAAAGUUGCCUCUGCACGGCGCAUGCCCCCCCCAGCCAACCUGCCCAGUUUGAAGGCGGAGAACAAAGGCAACGACCCCAACGUCUCGCUCGUUCCCAAAGACGGCACAGGAUGGGCAAGCAAGCCAGAAUCAGCAGACCCAAAGAGUACCGAUGUAUCGUCAGCACCGCAGCCGGAGUCGCAGCAGCCUGCGGUUUCACAGACACCUGCGCCGCCGAGCCUGCCGAAAACCCCUCCGGCUCAAGAGGCCCCAACUACAGCUACCGCCGCAGGGACAAGGUCCUGGGCUCAGGCCAGUGUUACACUUGGAGUACAAGGAGAUGGUGGAAAGGGAUCAAACCAACCGUCGCCAUUCUCUCGCGAGGAAUUUCCCACCCUGCAGGCGGCGGGCGACCAGGACAAAGCUGGCAAAGAACAGGCCACUGCAGAUCAGUGGUAUGGGCCAGGACCAAGCCUCCGCCCCCAGAAUGUGACGAGUUGGCGGGAUGGUGGGGGCCGCGGACUGGCGCCCACCAUAGCUGGGGAGGGGGUAGCGGAGGGCGGUGUUGGAGGAGCCAUGGGAAUGGAGGGCGCGCAUGGGGCCCCUCUACUUCAGAAUCCCCCCCAUGGGCCACCUAGAAACCCGCCUUCAGGUAGCCCCACCCUUCCCCUCCCCCAGCCUCCGGUUGGCCCGCAGUUCCCUGCUUACAGAGGAAUCAUGCCUCCCUUUAUGUACCCACCAUACUUGCCCUUUCCACCACCGUUCGGUCCACAAGGGCCGUACAGGUUUCCAGCACCUAGUGAGGCCCCUAGAUUCUCUCGUUCACAGGGUGGGCCUGGACCAGAGGGGAGACCACCCGGUGGCCCCCGUGGUGAGAUGGUUAAACGCCCCUCUAUCCUAAAGCAGGAUGACCUCAAGGAGCUGGAUGAGCUAGACCAUGAUGGAGACGAAGGAUGGGCUGGGGCGCAAGAGGAGAUUGACUACUCUGCCAAGUUAAAGUUCAGCGAUGAUGAAGGUGAAGAUGAUGGGGAUGAAGAAGAGGCUGAAAGCCGGAAUGGAAUUCUGGAACACAGGGAGCAGCAGAAAUCCCAAGACGGACCUGCUCCGAGUUCACGUUCCUGGACGUCCGAGAGCGGAGGCGAUGCGAGGCAGACACCUCCUGUACCUGCUGAUGAGGUCACCCCAGCACCCUCCGGCAAGCCAAACUGGGCCGAGGAGGGAGGAAGCGGCUGGGGGGGUCAGACUAGUGCCGGACCCUACCAGCAGGAGCGGGCCUCAAACCAGUCAGCCCCCCAGAAGCCGCCUGGCGUUCAGGCGCAACAGCAGAAGGGACCUACACCUCCUCCUUCGAACGCCCAGCCAAACCAAGGGCAGGGUGAAGACGAAGAUGAGACGUGGCGUCAGCGGAGGAAGCAGUCAUCGUCAGAGAUAUCAGCGGCGGUGGAGCGUGCCCGGCGCCGCCGCGAGGAAGAGGAGCGUAGGAUGGAAGAAGAGCGCCGGGCUGCUUGCGCGGAAAAGUUGAAGAGGCUGGAUGAGAAACACCACCAACAGCAGCAGCAACAACAGCAGCCACAGCAGCAGCAGCAACAACAACAACCGCCGCCGCAGAUGCCGAAUGCUGCUGUCGAUGUUCCUGUGAACAGCCCCACUCCUUCCCUCACAGCUUCAGCUUCUUCAUCCAGCACCAGUCAGCCCCCUUCACCCUGUGUGGACACGGAGGAACCGCCACUCGCAUCUGCUCAGUUGGGUGGCGCUACACUGGUGCUAACAGCUAAUAACAGACAAAGGGCCGGGAGCAACAGCAGCUAUGACUCUAAUGCUGAGACGCAGCAGGUCCCUCAUCCUCCUGUCCCUCAGCAUCAGCAACCUCAAGACGUCCCAGGACCAGGUGAAGUAAAGGAGGAGCCCGUGUCGAGCAGCGCUCACGUUCGCAGCAGUAGAAGUGCAGACGAGACAGUGAAGGUAGAGGCAGUUACAGGGGGAACUGGACGGCCAGGGGGUGGAAUGCCUGGCCAGGGCUUUUCCAAGUAUCAGAAGUCCCUCCCACCUCGUUUCCAGAGGCAACAGCAGGAACAGCUCCUGAAACAGCAGCAGCAGUGGCAGCAGCAGCACAGCCAGGCUGCCCAAGUCCAGCUCCAGUCUCAAGCACCUCAGCAGGGCCCGACUCCCGGUGCCACACCACAGGCAGGCCCUAAACAGCCUGCCCUAUACCCACCUGGCUCCAUGGGACGCCCUCCGCCCCUGCCCAUAAACUUUGAUCCUCGGUGGAUGAUGAUGCCCUACAUGGACCCUCGCAUGAUGCAGGGGCGCCCUCCACCCAUGGAUUACUAUCCAGCCAGCAUGCACCCCACUGGCCUAAUGAGUCGGGAGCGCUCAGAUUCUGGUGGCUCUGGCUCAGAGCAGUUUGAUAGGCAGCAACAUGGAGGCCCCCCUCAUUCUCAUCGUGGCACACCACCCAUGGAUCCUAAACUGGCUUGGGGACCAGAGGUUUUUUCGGGGGGCGGAGAGGCUCGCACCUUAAGUUCUCCCUUAAGGCAGAAACAAGCUCUGGAGGAGGAGGACAUGGUCAAAGGUUCCAGGAGUGACACUCCUCCAGUGCGCGGUCGAGACGGAGGAACAGGUUCCAUUCAACCGCCUAUUGUGGGCCCUAACUCUUCUUCUGGCUCCACCGAUCAGGCGAUAUCCCCUGUGGGGACUCAAGCUGGCCAUCACCAGCCCUUCUUGGGAGGGCGUGGAAAUUACAGCAGCUUCCCAGAUAAUGCAUCCCGGGUGGUUUCUCAUCCACAGCAGAGGGUUAAUAGUGCUGGAGAGCAUCGCGGCUUUGGCCAUCAAGAUGAGGCUCAACAGGGUGGCCAGCCGAGUCCGAUUUGGGGUGCUCCACAUCCGCAAUUUGACCGCAAUGGCCGUGCUGAACUCGCCCCUUUGGAAAACAAUCUCCAUUUGCAGCAUCAUCACACUCUUCCCCCGCAUUACACUCUCCUUCCACACAAACAAGAGAACAGUAGAGAGCGGGAUAGAGCAGCAGAGCCCAAGAAGCCUGAAACCUCUCCUCCACUUGCCCAGCCAGGCCUUUCUUCCUCCUGCUCUUCUUCUUCCUCCUCCUCUUCAGCCAGAGAGGACGGCAGUGGAAAGCAAGCACUACAUCACCCCCCACCCCAGCAUGAGCAUGACAACGGACAUAGAGGGGUUGGUGGACGGAAACAGGACAAAACGGGCAGUACCUACCCUCACACACAGCCCUCCCAGCAUCCAGUGCAGCAGCACCACCAUCCCAAAUCUAACUCUCGUGGUCGGGAGCAAAAGACUGAAACUCAGUGGGGCCCAAGGCCCGGAAGCAGUAGUGCAAGUGGCGGACCUGGACAUAACAGAAAGGGGGGCUCUGGGAUGGGUGGAAACACUGGAGGGGAAGAAUUGAACAGUCAGAUCGAUAAGCCUCCUGUUCAGUCAGGAGGUGGGAACCCCAACAAGCGGAUGGGUCCUAUUAAGCGUCCUGUGCUGAAGGAGAUAAAGAGGGAGAUUGGUGAGGGUGAAGGAGGAGUGAAAAACGCUGUAGGGUCUGCAAAAGAUAAAGACCAUGAUGCCAAUCAAGCAUCAGCUAAGCAAGCAUCUGUCUCCAGUUCUCAAGGCUCAUCUGGACCUUCUGGGAAAGAUGAAAGCGCUCCACCAGGAAAGCUAAGAAAUGGUGGCAAGGAGCGAGGUGCCGGAGGAGGUAUGGGUAAAGCGUCCAAAGAAGGAGAAAACUCUGUCCAUGCCACUGGCUCUUCAGUUCCACCUCGGAGAGUCAGAGAGCAUUCCUAUGAGACUAGUGCCAAUCCAGGGGGCGGUACGUACCAUGCAGGGUCUUCCAGAGGAAGCCGAUCGAGCCGUGGAAGGGGUGAGUUCUUUGGUCGAGGCAGAGGUUACAGGGGCAGUUAUGCAGGCAGUGCACGUGGUAGGGCAGGGGGCAGAAGCAGUCGAGACUACAGAUCCAUUCCCAACAGCGGCUAUCAGCACGGGUCCUCUAACCAAGACCAUAAGAGAGAGGGAUCAUCUGGCAGACAUGGCCAGGGAGGCUCUCAACCAAACCCUGGACGUGCCAGGAACCACAGCGAAACCCGAAGUGAGGGCUCGGAGUAUGAAGAAGUGCCGAAAAGAAGGCGGCAAAGGGGCUCUGAGACGGGCAGCGAGAGUGCUGCUAGUGACCUUGCACACUCUGACAAGGAGGAUCACAAGCCAACUACCAAGAAAGGAACAGGAGGAGAGAAUCUAGGUGUGGGCAAUGCAUCAUCGUCAGCACCACCAAGAAACACCCAGACCAGAGUGUUCACCCCUAGGGGAGUGCCGUCUCGACGUGGCCGUGGUGGAGGUGCAGCUGGAGGGGGUGUCUACAGAAAUUCAGGCGGUGGAGGAGGUAUGUCUGGCGGCCACCGUUCUGGGCCUGGUUCUUCUUCUCAAGGUAUGUCUGCUAAAUCAUCUUCAUCGGCCAGAAAGCAACACGCACCCCAGCAGCCUUCUGUGAUAAAAGAACAUAGCCAUGGAUCUAAUGGAGAAAAGAAAGAGAAGCUUACUGACCAGGUGCAGUCUCAGAUCCAGGGUGUGAAUGCUCCAUUAAUCUCUGGCCCUACGGUGCCCACACCUGCUCAGUUGGGCAACGAAAAUGGCAGUGCCCCCCAAACCUUAAACAACACCAAUUCAAAUUCCUCUGGACCCAAACCAGUUCUUUUGCCCAAUGCGGAUGGACAAAACGUUCUCCAUAGAGGAUUCGAGCGCCCUCCUCGUCGCAGGCGCCAUGCGCGAUCCCAACAUCAACAAGACAAGCCCCCCAGGUUCCGCCGGCUCAAACAGGAGCGAGAGAACGCGCGCAUCAACGGAAGUAGUGGCAUAAUCGAAGCCGUGGGUGGGCAACCUCAGUCAGCUCCUCCAGCCCAGAAUUCAAUGCAAGACGGAACACCAAACGUACCCACUACCGCCGGCGUCGCGAAUACAAAUCACAACAUCUCCGCAACCACCAAUAACAAUAGCAGCUAUCUUGGGGGUGGGAACAUGAAUUUAAAUAGUCACCACCACCACCAUUACCACCACGGAAACUCCGGCAUGUCCCAUUCUCAGCACCACCAUAACCACAACCAGACCGGUGGUGCCAAAUCUCCAGACGUCUCCAACCAGAACUCUGACCAGGCUAACGAGGAAUGGGAAACUGCCUCCGAAAGCAGUGACUUUGCAGAAUUUCGUGAUAGGGAAGGUGGUGGUGGUGGUGGUGGUGGUGGAGGAGGAGGUGGUGGAGGAGGUGGAAAAUCCUAUCCCUCCUAUCACCAUCACCAUCCUUCAGGAAGAGGAAGUGGUGGAGGGGGAGGAGGUGUCGACCGAGAGAUAACUACUAAAGAAUCUUCUGCCAAUAAGAGGAGCUUCUCCAGCCAGCGGCCUGGAAUGGAAAGGCAGAACCGGAGGGUCGGUGCUGGUGGCAGUGGUGGUCGAGGUCCCAGAGGUCCACCACCCAGUGGUGGACCAGGUGGUGUUUCGGGUAACGGAGGGGCCAAUCGGGGUGAGAGGCGUGGCAACUGGCCAUCUCCCAAGAACAGGAAGUGAAUUCCCCUAGCCCUUUUAAUUUAGCAACAUUUCAGAUUCAUCCUUCUUUUUCUCUUUGUACUUAUCUCUCGAAUUCUCAUCCCCUAACAUAUUAUUAUUAUUAUUAUUGUUAUUAUUACUAUUGUACAAGAUAUAGUCAUAAAGCUGAUGUACACACUCAUUCUAGCACCCUUGGUUUAAUGUUUCUUGUCUUGUCCCUUUUUAUUUGUUCAUACACACCGACCACCCACACCCCAAGUUCCACUCCGAUUAGACGUCACGUUAUCUUAAUUAACCCUUCAGAUAUUAAAAAUAUAAAAAGUAAAAAAAAAAAAAA
This is a messenger RNA of Clarias gariepinus (North African catfish), 6296 nucleotides long. It is a transcript of the gene prrc2a, whose product is annotated as proline-rich coiled-coil 2A. Gene Ontology annotation, biological process: cell differentiation. NCBI's taxonomy places the organism in Eukaryota, Metazoa, Chordata, Actinopteri, Siluriformes, Clariidae. The transcript has 16 exons. The record is from RefSeq and is a predicted model, not a curated record. The coding region runs from base 290 to 5980 and encodes 1896 amino acids.